Molecule: messenger RNA, 1373 nt
Organism: Sardina pilchardus (European sardine)
Lineage: Eukaryota; Metazoa; Chordata; Actinopteri; Clupeiformes; Clupeidae
Product: SLAM family member 9-like
Exons: 4
Coding region: 132-770 (212 amino acids)
Source: RefSeq, a predicted model, not a curated record
GAAAGAGGCUUAUUGAAGGUACUGAAAAGGAUACAAAAUGUAUUCUACUGCUCCUUGCUGCAAUACUUCACAGAGUGGCCAGUGCCCCGGAGUCUGUGUUUGCUGUAGAGGGAAACUCUAUCACCCUGACCAUGAAGGGAAAUUACAGUCUGGAUCUAGAUGAGAUCAGCUGGAUCUUAAAUGACACAUAUAAUGUUGUUAGAUAUUAUCCACAUUAUAAUACAUCUUAUAAUACAUUUGGCAAGCUAGUUGUCCCUGAGUGGUAUAAGGGCAGAGUGGAGCUUAAUUACACCACCUUCUCUCUGGAGCUGAGGAACCUGCAGAAGAAUGACAGUGGACUCUACAGAGGAAAGAUAAUUACUGAGGGGAGUAAUUUUGUUGUUGAAUACAGGCUCUCUAUUUUCGCGCAAGUAUCUGCCCCUAAUUUAACUGUGGAGCUGGAGCCUGUCCUGUGCAAUGAUGACGUCUGUAACAUGGUGGUGACCUGUACAGCUGGUGACCUCUCUCUGACCUCCACCUGUAACAGCAGCACCUGCACACAGAAGGAGCUGACUGGGUCCUCAAGCCUGGCCAUCUUUAUUAGAGAUGGUGUCAUCAUCUGCAACCAUAGCAACCCACUCAACUGGAGUCAUGCCACAGCAACACCGCGCCAACAUACACAACGCCCAAGAGCCCUCUCUAUGUGGAUCAGGAUUGCUAUAGGAGGCCUUUGCGUUACCAUAGUUACAGCUGGAGUGUGCUGCUGGAUCAAACGACUGGAGAAAAGGUAGAAAACAGAUCAUGAUCGCUGAAGAAAAUUAUAAUAGACUCUGAAAAUUAUGGAGUCAUUUUUGUUCAUGAUUUUUCAGAAGGUGCUCCCUUGGUGGCUGAUAGCGUCAUUAAAAUAUGCAAUAUAUAUAUAUAUAUAUAUAUAUAAAAAAACUUUCAGGGAAUUUUAUUUUAUUUACAAGUUCAGUCUGUUCAUUGGACGGCCAGAUGUAUGGGAACAAAAGACUUCAGCAUGUCCAAUGAGCAUGACAGUGAUUGGAGUCUGACACGGCACAUUCUGCUCAAUGAAGCAACAACAGCAGCUUUCCUCGCCAGCCUGUCCAGUCGUCCUGUGUCCCUCUUCCUAAUGCUGCCUCCUCAGCAGGCACUUUUAUCCACACAGAUUCUCAUGGAUGGGUUCAAGAUGCUAGCCUGGAGGGACCACACUCUCUGACUUCGCAGAGAGUUUGGCCUAGAUCCAUUGGCAAACAUGUAUUUCCUGGUUGGUGGACGCUUGUCUGAAGUUUGAAGUCAUUGGAGUUCAAUCACAAACGUUUGUAAUGACGUAUGUUAACCACAAGAGACACAACGAUAACGAUAGGCUUGCAACUUAAAUCUAAAUCCCU